Aspergillus costaricaensis CBS 115574 is the source of this 888-nucleotide messenger RNA. RefSeq lists its product as uncharacterized. The transcript is spliced from 6 exons. Bases 1 to 888 code for a protein of 295 amino acids. The record is from RefSeq and is a predicted model, not a curated record. NCBI's taxonomy places the organism in Eukaryota, Fungi, Ascomycota, Eurotiomycetes, Eurotiales, Aspergillaceae.
AUGCCAAGCCAUCCAAGUCAAGUCAACCUCGACGACCAUGACAACUCAGAACGCAAAUCCAGGGUAUUGGGUCGGACUGAGAACCAGUAUGAUAGGACUUUAAGAUUUAUGGAAUUUGUGAGCAAAAAUACACAAGGUCGGCUGGGAGAAUUUCCUACAUCUGAAAUAAUGGAGGGAUUUCGCCGGCGGUUCGAGUCUGCACUCCGUCUACAUCGUGAUUAUGAUAUGCCGACUCAUAUAUCCACAACAAUUCAAGAUUAUAUCGCGAAUAAUCUUAAAGAAACUGUCCUACUUUGCGAGGAUGAAAUGCCCAAAGACUCUGUAUCACCUAACGAUCUCAUGAUUAUUCUAACACACCUCUGGUGCUGUGAUUUCAAAGAGUACCGCGAGAAAUACCCUGACAGGUCGCGAGUCCAGCUUAGCGCCUUUUUGCUGUUAUACUGUUUUAUGUCAGCAAGGACUGGAAAGGUGCAUGAAUCUACAGCUCAUCGAGAACUGUCAUGGAAGAAGACGAGCUUGAGUACCAGUUAUGGCGGUGAUGAUGGUGAUCUUGAAGCUCGUAUUCUAGCAGUAUAUUAUAAGCACUUUAUACUUAUUAUUGAGUGGGUGAACGGUAUCAAGAUACUUGUUCUUACAUAUUCCUGUGUCUAUCAGCUCCCAAUUCAUGGGUUCUAUGAAAUAUAUAAAACAGAGGCUCCUCUUUUUUUCAAUCUCUUGAUGUUCUUUCUCCCUAUGGCAUGCGCAGAUCGCGCCUUCAUAGACUAUAUGUCUGUUGGUGAGAUCAUGGAUGCAGCUGAAAACAUGCAGGUCGAACUUAGACCAGAGAUGGAAAACAUUCCCAUCUUUCGGCCAUACGAUGAGCAGGCAGUUGAGGAUUCUACUGGUUGA